AUGUCGUCGUCGCAGCAAACACAAGGAGACGGCAGUAUGCAGGGCUCUCAUUUGCCAAAUAUGUCAGGCGAAAGCGCCAUUCCAGCCUCCUUCUUCGACAUACCUAUCGAGUACGAGUCCACGGAUGGUAACAUCAAUAUGGACUUUGCAUCGAUAUCAGGCUUUCCUGCUACCGACACACCUAUGCCGAAUGCGCCCGACUUCGAUGCGCUUACUGUGCAGAUUGCUGCCAAUAUGCCGCCGCUCGACUCUUUCAGCACCUACCCAAUGGCCAGUCCCUCGCAAAUGGCACAAGCGCCGCAACCUAACCCGACAAAUAUGGCCAUCAAAAUGGAGCUCGAUGAUCUCAGCAGCAUAGCCCCAUCUCCCUCUAUCGCCUCCGAAGUUUCGACGUCCAAGCCUUCUUCUCUCAAAGCAAAGAAGCCGUCCAAACAAAAGGCGGAUGGAACAGAGACGAAGCCGAAACCGAAGAAGCCGAAGAAGAAAUCUACUACCGGGGCAGCCACCACUGAUGCAACUGCCUUCAGCUCAUCCGCACAGCCAUCCAAUGUCACGGCGGCUUCUACGGCACCCAAACCCAAGAAGACGUCAAAAAAUAAGGCGUCAGAUAAGGAUAAGAGCAAAGAGGAAGCACACCAGCAGCCAACUUCUACUGCCGCAUCACCUGCACCAUUCGCAACCCCUGUCUCGUCUUCGAAAGAAUCCAAACCCAAAGCGAAGAAGGCAGGCGGAUCGAAAGUAGGUACAAAGGCCGGCAGCAAAGCAAGGUCCUCCACUGCCAGAUCAGCAUCACGCAAAUCAUCUAUGGGCAGAGACGCUACCACCCCCGCCGCAUCACGCGUCGACAGCCAGCGUCCAAACGACGAAGCAAACGAUGACGACGAGCCGGCUUCGAAUGUACAAGCACCACCACCAGAAGAAGACGAAGAAGCGGAAGACGAAGAGGCCGACGCAGAUGACGGCGUUGAAGAGCUGGGCCGGGAUCACUUCUCCACACAGGAAGCCAUCUAUGCGGCACAGCAACGCAACAUGGGUCUGCUCUCCAUGGUCAUGGAUGAAGAUCAACUCGAUCGACAUAUGGCCUCGCGUAGAGGUGCACUCAACAAAACAAAUGUUCGGAAACUCGUCAACCACGUCUUGUCACAGUCCGUUUCGCAGCACGUCGCCAUGGUGGUUUCCGGUGUAGCCAAGAUCUUUGUUGGAGAAAUCAUUGAAACGGCUCGCGAGAUUCAAUCAAUACGCGGAGAGCACGGUCCACUCAGACCCAAUCAUCUUCGAGAAGCGCAUCGACAGUACUACCUGAAGCGUGAGCGUCCGGGUCAUUACCCACCAGGAACCAACACGGGCCAUCCUGGUGUGGGAAAGAGGAGGCGCCUCUUCUAG
This is a messenger RNA of Mycosarcoma maydis (corn smut), 1383 nucleotides long. RefSeq names its product TATA-binding protein-associated factor TAF11. Gene Ontology annotation, cellular component: transcription factor TFIID complex; nucleus. Lineage: Eukaryota; Fungi; Basidiomycota; Ustilaginomycetes; Ustilaginales. Bases 1 to 1383 code for a protein of 460 amino acids. The record is from RefSeq and is a predicted model, not a curated record. Gene Ontology annotation, biological process: RNA polymerase II preinitiation complex assembly; transcription initiation at RNA polymerase II promoter. The transcript has a single exon. Gene Ontology annotation, molecular function: protein heterodimerization activity; transcription coactivator activity.